Messenger RNA from Python bivittatus (Burmese python), 4500 nucleotides. Lineage: Eukaryota; Metazoa; Chordata; Lepidosauria; Squamata; Pythonidae. The record is from RefSeq and is a predicted model, not a curated record.
CCUUUGCAAAUGUCCUUAAAGUCGUUUAGUCGGUCGUGUUAGCUGUUCGUUGCGCUUCCGCGUAUUGCUCGCCUCCCUCCAAACAAAUCCGCGGUAUUAUUUUUAUAUGUAUCUAAUACUGAAUCUAUAAGAAGACAGUCGAAGAAGAAGAAGAAUAUACCAUACAUCUACUUUUAUUUAUUUAUUUUGCAAAGCGAUCCGUGAGUUCAAAGUCAACUGGGAAGAAACAACUUCCUUAAAGGAAGUACGAUUGGAUUAAAUAAAGGGCACGAAGUAUUUUUUUUCUAGGGCCUCUGCGGUGGCCUGAAAUCGUUUCCUUUCGUUCCUCCUUUCGGAGGUGGGGGGGAUUGUGUCAGUGUCCCCAGAUACAACCCCAAUAUUUUGCAAAUAUUUCUUUAUGACUCACCUACCAGGCUUGCCAGCGUGGCGUAAACUCUUCUUUCGUUUUAAAAACGAGGGAGAGGCGGCCCAGCGCCUUUAAAAUACGAUGGGUUUCCGUGUGGAUUAUCCCUCGCCGAUAUGGCUAGGGAUGAUGGGUGCCGUAGUGCAAAAUAUCUGGAGGGCAGCGAGCUGGGAGAGGCUGGUGCCCAUAGAGAAUGCUGAAAUAGCCGUGAAAACCUGUGCGUUAAUUUACACGUGGAGAAAUCACGCACCCAAGUUUCUAGUCCUCAUGGCUGGCGAGGAGGCGCCUGGAACGUUAAUGCUGUUUGCCUCCCUAGCUGUACCCCCUUUGCAGAGAGGGAGGGUGCCCGUUGCUACAGCUUGCAAUUCUCCUUCCUGACCUCCCGCCUCGCCAGAACCGCCUUGCAACCACCAAGGCUGCGAGGUUGGCCUUUCUGUGGUUCAGGCCACGCUUCGACCCAGAGAUGGAGUUUCCCCAAAGGAUCCAAACCGCUGCGAGGAAAGAGAACAUACCCCCGGCUUUAAGUUGCUACGUGACCCCAAGAGAGCAGAGACAUAUCCAGAAAAACGUCAGCGUUAAUCUCUUCCCAGCCGCGGGAAGCCGUAUCCGAGCGUUCUGGCCCCAGACCGGCUCCGACGUCCGUGGGUCAAACCCCACUGGAGAAAACGCUCAAAGCCGCUUACGAGCCGCCCCUGCGAGAAGAGAAGCCUGUGGCCGGUUUCAGACCAAUCUCCUUUGCCCUUCCGGAUCUCGCUGGGGCCCCGCAAAAGACGCUUUGCCCCAGCAGCAAAGCAACCUUGGCUCCAAGCUGCAGAGGAGAAGAUGGGAAGGUGGGACCCUCCAAGCCGGGUUGAAAAGGACCCCCCGAACUGGCUUCCCAGACAGACGCCGUGACGUUCCCAGGGCUACGUCCAGAAUGGAAAACAGAGAUCAGGACUUGCUGAAACGACGGCAUGGGCUUUUCUCUGUGUCGAAAAGAAGCUAUGAGGACCUCAAGGCUAGUAGAGAGUCCUCCUCGCCCACCCAGUCUUCAGUGGUUCCACGUCUAGACUCCCCAAUGAAGAGUUGUCCUCUUCCUAUGACCUUCAGUGGAAUCAGUGACUCCUCCCCUCCAGGUCCGGCCCUUACCUUGGACUGUCUGAACUCUUCUACUUCGGUUGAUGGUCGUUCUUCUCCUGCAGGAUCUCAGACUCUCGUAGGGUCUUCUCAAAGCUCUGCUGAUCUGCAAAGGUCCUUCCAGGGGCUUAAGAAGGAAGCCACUUCAACGGAGGCCGGUGGGUCCUUCCCUUGCGAAUCUCCGUCAUCUUCCCGACUUCAUUGGCUGCCACGCGAGCCACAGAUCUCAACCUUGGCUGUGCGAAAGGUCCUGGAGGCUUCGGUGAAAGGGAGCUGCUGGGGACAAAGGAGAAAUAAAUGGCGAACCACACUGAGGUCCACCUUGUUGGCAUGUCAGGGAGGUUAUUCCAGUUCUUCCAUCUCCUGUUUCAAGAGCAGCUUUGGAAGGCAGCCAGCUACAAGCAAAAAGGCUACGUUGGGUGAAUUAAGGGCCCAGGGCUAUCUGAGGACACUUGACCCAGAAGAACUUCCUUCUGGAGCCUUCUAUGGCUCUGAGAUGUAUCUCAAGGACCUUCCACUGGAUGUCUUCUCCUUCAAGGGUUUGGAGAGCUCCCUUGAGACGUUGUGUGCAGAACCUUCUCUGAACAAAGGGUUGUCCAUGGAAGAAGAAGAGGAAGAGCCACCAACCAUCCAUCCUUCUGGAGACCCAGAGGUCCCAUUAUUUCACCCAUUUGGUAAGGGCAUUGGAGACCUUGAAGCUGGGGAGGACCAUGGGAAAGCUGGUGGAGUCCCCAUCACCCUAUCCUCCUUUGAUGAGGUCGGACUGUUUACAGCCCGUCAGAAGGUCAACCCCUUUGGGGAAGCCAUCCGGAAGGGCCCCAGAAAAUGUUUCCAGCCCGCCAACAGCACUGACCAGCCGGAUAUGAAUCUUACCGGGAGAAGGGAGAAUGUGAGUUUGGCUGGUCAGAGGAAUCAAAGUCAAGUCCCUUCUGCAGGAAGGGCCAGCGAUGGGGUUGACCCUGCAGCCUGUCAAGCGGGAGAUGACGGGACGGCUCUCAUGGAAGAGAACCUGGAAGAUGACGUCAAGUCAGUGGAAAGGAGAGACGGGAGCCACCCCCUGCUGGCAAAAUGUUUCGUGGCCUGGCACAGCCACAUCUUUGGGAAGAGAGACGCCGCUCAGGCCUUACACGAGCACCAUCUCUUGCACAAGGGUGUUGGUGCCUUGCAAUGGGCAGUGCAACUCAGGAGCGUGCAAAGAGAAGCCGCACAAAAACAUCACACCUUGGGGGUCCUUGCUGGCAGUUUCUGGAGGUGGCAGGACGCUGCAGCGAAGCAGCGAGGGAGGCCUGGUUCGGAGGAGUCUGGAGCCCUGACUGGUGGGAAAGCCGGCCUUCUGGGAAGAAAGUGUGCAAAAAAACCACCUGCCUUGCACCAACCGUCUCCUGGGUGUCUCCAGUUCUGCAGGGCCGAACGUCUUCGGUGGGCGCAGCUGCGUGGCAGGGAGGAAGGAAGGGAGCUGAGCCAGGAGAAGGAAGAAGUUCAGGAUUGGCAGCGGCGGCUGGCUGCGGCUGGCAGGCCGUGGCACCUUCAGGAAGAGACAUUGGCAGAAGAGGGGGCUCCCCUCCCAGCGGUUUGUGUCCUGCUGGAAAAGAAGACGUUGGGAGAGGCUUUCAGGCGGUGGCGUUCCCACGGCCCGGAAAACCAGCAGAUUCGGCUGCUGGCAUCCCGGAUCCAGGGCAGGCUGAUUGGGCGAUGCUUGAACGGGUGGAAGAGAGUGGUCCAGCGCCAGCGGCAAAGCGAGGUGGGUCUGGCGCGCCGGCGGGCCAAAUCCCUGAGGGCAUGUUUCCAGCAGUGGUCCCUAAUGGUGCAAGCCAGGGAAAAGGCUAAGGGGACGUUGGCCGCGCUGCUGGCCGGGAAACGGCGGAGCUCCUGCGGUGAGUCGCCCAACAACGUCUCGGACCUUUCCCCCCUUCUCCCUUUCCCGGGGCGACUUGCGGAGGAAGCCCGGCCAAGCUGUUCAUCUCCAAAUGCUCCAGGGGCCCCGAGGGGCCCAGCUGGAGCAAGGUGGCCCCAAAGGAACGGAGAAGCCACGUUGGAGUACCUUUUCCACCUGAGGGCGUUGCAGGGAGCAUUUCGGACUUGGAAGGCGAGAUGCUGGGAAGCCCGGCGGGCUGGCGCUUUCUGUCGAGGGUUGGCCCUGCGGCAGCUGCGGGAGGCUCUGCAAAGGUGGCGCUGGAGGGGUCUGAAUCCUCCUGGGCUCGCUGAGGGCUCUCUCCUUGCGUCGCCGGGUUCUCGAGAGUCUUCCUUCUCCUCUGGCUUGGCCAGCGCCAGCAGCUCGCGGGAAAAGGAGAUCCAACUGGUAGAGCCCAGCCUCAUCAGCCUGUCUUCCCUGGUGACUGUCGAAGACCCCAGCGUCCUCCUCCCUCCCGGCCCUCGCUGCCCGAGAUGCGACUCCAACCAUGAAAAUCCUACCCACGUUGCCGACCAGUUCCCGGCCCAGGGCUCUCCUCUUCGGCUUAACUGGCGGGCAGCGAGCAAGUGUGGGAGGCUGUGGAGACACCGAGUCCGGCUGCACCGGUUCCAGGAGGCCCGGGACGCGCGGCAGCUGGCGAAGGCCUGGCAGCUUUGGAAAGGCGCCUGCAGAACCAAGCGGGUGGUGCAAGCGUUGAGUUGGCAGAGACGGGCGCAAUGGGGCUGGAAGAUAUGGAGGCGGCGUCGCCUACAGCUUCAGGUGGCCCGGCGUUUCCAGGAGGCUGAAGAGGAACAGUUGCUCAAAACAGCGUUUGGAAAGUGGUGUCGGCUGGCGGCCGCCUCCUGUGCCCAGAUUGAGUAAAUGCCGGUCUGGAUCUCCCCUGCCACCGCUUUUUUUAACCUGCCGCGGGACAGGCAGGCGCGAAAAAACUGGACUUUGCACUCCGUUGGCACCGAUUUGUAUCCGGUGGCCACAUUUUGGAAGGGGGGAAGCGGCCGAAGAAUUGAGCCACGGCCAGGACAAACUGGGCUUGCUUGUUUUCAGAUGAUCAUUAAAAUUCAAGCCCCUU